AUGGAUUUGUCUUUUGUUUUGGUUCGCUACAACCCGGAUGUGCAGCUGGAGUUCUAUACCUGUUCCCCGAAUCCUACGGGUCAGCUCCAACUGCGAUACCAAGCAACACACCCCGCUUUGACUCCCAGCAUCUAUCGGUGCCCCAAUCUCGCCUUUGACUAUAACCACAUGGAACUUCUCGUCUCGGCAUGGAAGAAAGUCGCCAAUAUCCCGAGUUCCUCCACACUGGCACUCCAUCGUCUGUCCUCGUAUUUCGCUCUUGGCGCCACGGAACCGGGGUGCGAAGCUUAUCCUAAGAACCUCGGUGGCAGCAGUGUGAUCUAUUACCAGAACCAGACCUAUGUCUCCCGAACGACGGUGGAUCAACAAGAAGCGCCUUCUGGUGUCUCUUUGUUCAUUCGUCCAUCGACGCAAAAUGCGAAAUGGACUUCAGUGCCUUUGAAAGCCACUCGGUCCGCCAAGGCGAUCAGCUCGCAGCUUGUGACUCGAUCCUCAACCAAAGGCAGCUUCCAAUAUGUCCACCAUAUCUGCCAGACGGAGAAGAAGACCUUGGUCAUCGACUCAGUGAAAGAUACCUUUUUCAUGGACUUUUCACCCGACAAUUCCAUCUUCUGGCAAAGUGUCGAAAUUCCCAACUCUGCCAGUCUCGGGGUCCGCGACGGCAACUUUUCGUCCUGCUUGCUGUUUAAUCAAAACAACGGCCAGUCCAAAUGGAAACUAUGGAUCUUUUAUGUCACCAAGGACUCCGCGGACUCCACAGAGUGCAAAGUCAAGGCAUUUUAUAUCCCGCUUCGCCAGGACGGCUCUUUGGACAAAAACCAGGCCGAUUUCCAAGGCUGGCAGGACGUGGCCUGCUUCAAUCUGGGAUCCAACAGCACGCAGCCGGGUCCGAUCACUGCGCGAGUGCAUGAAAGCAGCAAGACAGUUUGGUUAGUGUACACUAUUGGUGGUGGCCAACCUCGGUGUGUCACAGCCUCUUUCGGCGAGGGUGGAGAGCUUCCUAAGUCUGGAACGCAGUGGUCCCAGCGCGAUGUGGAGCUGGGCUUUGUCCCGUCCGACAAGGACCAAUACACGUCAAUUUUCCUUCCACGGAGCUAUAUUGAAUAA
Penicillium cinerascens is the source of this 1107-nucleotide messenger RNA. RefSeq lists its product as uncharacterized. Lineage: Eukaryota; Fungi; Ascomycota; Eurotiomycetes; Eurotiales; Aspergillaceae. The coding region runs from base 1 to 1107 and encodes 368 amino acids. The record is from RefSeq and is a predicted model, not a curated record. The transcript has a single exon.